AUGAGAGAAGGCGACGCAAACGGGGCAAGCAAGGAGGAUAUGAAGCUUCAACGAGCGAUUCUUCAUGAGCAAAAGCAGGCAGAGCUCAUGGAGCGGAAGGAACAACGUGAGAAGGAAUGUUUAGAAGCUGCUCAACACCAUGAGGAGGCCAAAGCUGCAGCUGCAGCUAAACAUUGUAUAGAGAAGCAACGCACAGUUGGCAAAGAAGGCACUCACGGAGGCCUCAAAGAGGCCUACAAGAAGAUCAACAGUGGGCUCAAAACACCGUAG
Messenger RNA from Histoplasma mississippiense, 270 nucleotides. RefSeq lists its product with no specific name. Bases 1 to 270 code for a protein of 89 amino acids. The record is from RefSeq and is a predicted model, not a curated record. The transcript has 3 exons. Lineage: Eukaryota; Fungi; Ascomycota; Eurotiomycetes; Onygenales; Ajellomycetaceae.